CUCCUUCUUUGCCGCCGUCUGCUGCUGGCUAUUCCUGGACGAUGACGCGGGUGGACGGGCUCGCAUGGCCUGGUAGAUGUCUCAUCUCUGCUUCCUUCUCGCUUGACGUCGAUGCUUUACACCGUCCAGACAGCAGAAGUAGCACAACAUCCAAGACAUGCCAGGCCUACCGCUUCCCCGGACCCUUCAUUCGUCUGCCAGGGAGGCCCAUCUACGUCGGGACCUUCCCGCAGCAGCAGUCCCCCUUCGAAGAGCGCAUCGAGAGCUAACGGCUAUAUAAGAUCCAUCAGCAUGUCCAUCCUUCGUGCCUCCUCAUCCAUCUUCGUCGACCUCCAUGUCGUCCAUGUCUACACCCCUCAACCCAACACCUAGCGCAGAGGCACCUGCUGGCCCUUCUGUUGCGCUGCCUCUUCAAACACCAGAGACAUCCGCAGCAGUGAGUGGUGUCGGCGCCUCUGCCCACCCGUCCACCCCGUUCACUUCUAUUCCGGCCACUCAACACGCCCAAGACCAAGACAAGGCCACACCACGGCACCUGCAGCCGCGCCAGAGCAUGCACGCCCUGGUCCAAGACCCUAUUCGCGCGUCAGCCGUUCCAGCUAUCACUGUUGGCACCAGCAGCAGUCGCCCUGUUCCUGCCGGCCACAUGCUCGCACCACGACACUUGCCGCAGCGGCUUGAGAUUUCACCCACAUUCACACUGCAAUCUACACCGGAUGUGGAGUUUUUGACAUCUCCAGAUUUGAGGGUGGCUGCUGAGUAUCAGUCAUUACUCACUUGGUGUCCCUUUGAGCCAGUGCCAGCUGGUACACAGUCUGCACCGGCAUCGACGCUCACUACGCCAUUGCAGACUACAUUCCAACGUCCUCAGCAGCUGCAGCAACGUCCUCAGCAGCAGCCGCAGCAGCAGCAGCAGCAAGUGGUACAUGCACCGGCACCACCGUUGCAGCAACAGUCCUCCACCACAGGCCAAGAGCAGCAACAAGCCUCACAUCUCUCCUUUGGCUUGGAUUAUCCAUUGUAUGAUGAUGCUGAUGUGUCUAUGGAUACUGCUGCAAACAACACUGGCGGCGUUUAUCGUCUAUCGCCCAAGUUUGAUGCUGCUUACCGUGCUCCUGGAGAGCAAGCUACGAGUGGUGUUGGCAACAGUGAGCAGCAACGACAACAGCAGUUGCAUCAGCAGCAGCUCCAGCAGCAGCAGCAGCAGCAUGUGGUGGAAAACGCUGAACUCGCUGAUGCCUUCGACCAGCCUCAUCUUGACGCCGGUGGCUUUGUGGAACCUUCUGCCUUGACGCUUCCAAGUUAUCAAGAGCAAGUGCAAGACAGCCAGCCUCAUGAGGAUGAAGAGAUGCUCAUGUUGACUCAUGAACCAGCCGUGACUCACGCUGAUGUGACACCUGUCAUGGGUAUGCAGCAGUCUUACCACGAGCCUGCAGUCUCUUAUACAUCUGGUGUUGCUGCUACGGGUGUUGAGGAACAAGUACUUGCAUUGCAGCGACAGUCAUCGACAGACUACACACCCCAGACUACUCCCGUCGAGCGACUACUUUUCCGGGAUCCAUCACAGCAUCAGCAACAGCAGCAGGUGUUUACAGAGCAGAGUCACGCACAGCUUGCUAUUCACGCGUUACAACAACCCUUUCACUUCGUCGACCCAGCAGCGCUUCAGACACAAGCAGCGCCUGCUCACCCUCUCACACAAGCGCAGUACCAGCAUCAACAUCAAGUCUACAUGUCGCGUUCUAUUGAGGAAGUGACGGGUGGUGCUGGACAUGUUCAGUAUGUGCCUACCAUGCAGCAAGAACAGCAACAGCAACCAGCUCAAGCAGAGCACGCUGCUCCGUACCAGCAAGAGCAAGAGCCUCAGCCUAUGGAGUACCACGCUGCACCUACCCAGCAAUUGCACCUGCUGACGUCUACCUCUCCUCGCUUGGACGCUGCACCGGGUCCUUCCACGGGUGUGGCACCACCUGCUCCCUCUGCCUCUGUUCCUCGUCAACGCACACGCAAACCAGCGCGUCGUGGUGCUCGUUCAGCAAACCAUGAGGAGACACCCGAAGAGCGUGAACACUUGCGCUCGAAAAACACAGAAGCAGCAGCACGCUCCCGUCUCAAGAAGCGAGAAAUGCUGGCAGCUGCGCAAGCUCGGUGUAAUGCGCUUGAGAUUGAGAAUGCACAACUACGACAAAUCUUGUUGAUGCGAGAGCAAGAGUUGGCAAAGUUGAAGGGUGAGCCUGAGCCCACUGAGCUGCCUUGCCUUGCGAAAGCAUCGUCUUAUUGACCACACACUUGUUCUCUGUCCCUCUGUCUUUUUGGAUCAUCUGUCCCUUUUCCUUUCUAUUCACUUGUAGUGUCUUGUACUAAUUCAAUUGUUC
Messenger RNA from Protomyces lactucae-debilis, 2375 nucleotides. RefSeq lists its product as uncharacterized. The record is from RefSeq and is a predicted model, not a curated record. Gene Ontology annotation, molecular function: DNA-binding transcription factor activity. Gene Ontology annotation, biological process: regulation of DNA-templated transcription. NCBI's taxonomy places the organism in Eukaryota, Fungi, Ascomycota, Taphrinomycetes, Taphrinales, Protomycetaceae. The coding region runs from base 335 to 2281 and encodes 648 amino acids. The transcript has a single exon.